This is a messenger RNA of Cordyceps militaris CM01, 291 nucleotides long. RefSeq lists its product as uncharacterized. Bases 1 to 291 code for a protein of 96 amino acids. The record is from RefSeq and is a predicted model, not a curated record. NCBI's taxonomy places the organism in Eukaryota, Fungi, Ascomycota, Sordariomycetes, Hypocreales, Cordycipitaceae. The transcript has a single exon.
AUGGCAUUUGAAGCUGUACGGAACGAGACGUCGACAGAGCCCAUUAUUCUCGAUUUGCGACCAUCGUUCGGCACUGCCUACCUCAAGUCUGUUCCCGUCGCAACUGAUCGCAACCUCGCUCUCCUCAGCUGCCUGAAGCCCUACAUUGAGUACCAGGGCACAUUGGAGAUUCUCAAAGAUCCACCAGAAGAAUACCUGAUCCCUGGUGUUGACAUCAUAGGCGGAAUAGAAGCUAUGCGGCAAAAUCUCAAGGGAAAUGGGUACCAGACACAAUUCGAUUGUCAUGACUGA